AUGGCAAGCUCGUCCCUUCGCUGGCUCCUGAUGUCGCCGACACGCAGCGGAAGUGUCCAAGGCGCGUGUCCAGGGUUCCUCACGUUUCGCCAAGGCAGAGCGGCCCGCCAGUUGGCUGACUCUCGUCGACCGCCUCUGCAGUUAUGGGCCCUGAGUGCUCAUCGCCGCACUGCGAUGUCGUUCUCGAAAUGGCGACAGACGUCUCACGUUUUCCAGCACGCUUCGCUCCUCACCAAGCCUCCGAAGCGUUGUCGCGCUGCUGCUGCGGAGCUCACGCCGCCGGCCUUCGCGAGUCAGUUGUCACCGGCUCGCCGCCGUGCCCCUCCUGUCUUACCUCCUGAGGCAAUUCCAAAGGACGCCGGAGUCCAAGUGGCCGAGAGGGCUCUUCUUUCUUCUGCUGGAGCGGAAGCUGCUGCAACCCCGCGUGGUCUUGUGCCAGCGACCCACGGUCGCGCGAUGACUAGCCCCGUUCGCCAGGGCGAACACCGCCCGCUGCCCUCUUUCUCGGUGCAAGUGGCGGGCGAUGCUUACAUCGUGGACAGACCUGGCGAAUAUCAAGCCGAAAAAAAGAAGCCGCGCCAACCGCUCGUCGGAUUCGUUGGACUCGGCAACAUGGGGCUGCGCAUGGCUACCGUGUUAGGGCGGUGUGGCGUGCAACUGUGUGUGUACGACGUGAUGGCGCGAUGUGUGCGGCUCCUGGAGGAGUCAUUUGGCGCCGUUCCAGCGAGUUCUGUCGAAGACCUCGGGCACAAAGUCCGUGAAUCCCACCUCGCCUUCAAGAAGAAAGAAAGCGCGAAGGCGCAGGCGGGCGCGAGGGGGACUUCCAACGCCACGCCGCGAUGCCCCAUCGUCAUCUCCAUGCUGCCAACUGCCAACGAAGUGCGAGACGUCGUACUCUCCAAGGGAGGUCUCCUCGAUGGCCUGACCGGGGACAAAGCAGUCGAAGGGCACAAAGACUCCUGCAGCGGCCUGGUAGUGGACUGCAGCACAGUUGGACCCAAUUCAGCUGUGGAGAUCGCCCAGGAGGUGCGGGAGCGAGGCCACCGUAUGAUUGACGCUCCGGUCUCCGGAGGCAUUCCCGGUGCGACGAAUGGGAAUUUGACCUUCAUGAUAGGUGGCGCCGCGGAGGAUGUCGAGGUGGCUUCCCCCGUGCUUAACUUCAUGGCCAAGAAGAUCUUCCACUGCGGUGAAUCCGUUGGCACGGGUCAGGUGUUCAAGGUGUGCAAUAAUCUGAUCCUGGCGACCACAAUGCUUGGUGUGGCUGAGGCGUUUCGCCUGGGCAAAUCUGCCGGCGUGGACUUAAAACUGCUAAACGAAGUUGUCAACGCGUCGUCUGGAAGGUGCUGGACAGCUGAGACCUACAAUCCUGCGCCGCUCGCUGAUAUGACGGUUCCCGCGAAUCGAGGCUACAAGAGUGGAUUCUCUUGCGAGUUGAUGGCAAAGGACCUGGCUCUGUGCCAAGAGACUUUCAAGGCGCAGAACCUCACGUGUCCCGUGACAGACGUCGCCUGCAGCAUGUUCGGGCGACUGUGUGAUGAGGGUCACGCAAAGCUUGACAUCGGAUGCGCGUUCGUCCACAACAUUUGA
Molecule: messenger RNA, 1587 nt
Organism: Besnoitia besnoiti
Lineage: Eukaryota; Apicomplexa; Conoidasida; Eucoccidiorida; Sarcocystidae
Exons: 7
Coding region: 1-1587 (528 amino acids)
Biological process (GO): L-valine catabolic process
Molecular function (GO): NAD binding; 3-hydroxyisobutyrate dehydrogenase activity; NADP binding
Source: RefSeq, a predicted model, not a curated record